UGGAAAAGAACAGAAAAGCUAGUGAAAAAUAUUAGUUUUCAUUUGGCAGUCAUACCAUUACACAAAACAAUCAGUCCCAACAACUACAGAAAUCAAACUGCAAAUUUUUAAAGGAAAUUGUAAAACCAGCCAUUCAGACAGGAUAACAGACAAAAUUAAGUUUGAUCAGAGAAGGCGAUACAGGUUGAACACCGUGGUCCCCAUAGCCAUCAAUGACAACUCCAGUUCCUAGUCAUUCUUCUAAUUUGCGGCUGAAUCUUGACGUAUGACAUUUUUCCUGUACGAAGUUGUUCAAUCUGUUUUGUUUGAGUCUACUGUAACUGUAACAGUAUUUUGUCUUUCGUUUAUUUACUUGCUGCUUGUUCUAGUUUCAGAGUUUGCACAUCCAGGUCUUUGCUCCCGCUGUAAGAGGGAGAAGGGCCUCUGACCUGAAUACAUUAAUCAAACAGGAAGCACUGACAAGGACUGCAACCGCCUUACAAAAAGUGUAAUAACUCUUUAGUAGAGAGAAGGUUUUGUGGAUUUAUGUAGGUAUUGUGCAGAUGUUCAAAAUUUUCUGCAAGAUAAGAAUCCUGUUGGAUUUUGGCAAUCCUGCAGGAUAUUUUGAGAUGUCCUACAGUUACACUCACUGUCCUGCAGAUUGUAAAAGUUGUUAAUUCAUCAGAGUAAUAAUCAAAUGGACUAUUGUUUGGUUGAAAAACUACUUAAAAAUCAAAAACAUUACACCAGUCACAGUCCAAAUGUUUUAAAUGCUGUCUUAUCUUCUUCUACAUGAAUGUAGAAUACUAAAAUAUACCAUAUUAUCAUAUAAUAAUACUAACAGCAGCUACGAAAAUACUAGCCUAGUGCUAAUGAUAUUAAAAACCAGCAUAUAAGGGCUUACUAAAACAGUGAAACAAUGGGAGUUAUGGGGUUUUCCCUACAGAUCAUAAGAAUUUCUGCAUUAUUUUGUGUAUACUGUUGUUGAGUGCACUCCCUGGAGACACUACGCCAUCUUGUGGACUAUAAUCACACAAGCCUUCAGAGAAAAUACUCCUGCAUGAAGGCGAGGCGGGCGAACAUGCUGCUGAAAAGCAGAGCAGACAUUUCCUGCUUUGACACUGCAGCGCUCCGCAAUCAGGUCCUGCCUGAUCUUUAUCUCGGAAAUCUCAAAGAUGCACGCGAUAAGGAGCUGCUGGCACAACACAACAUCACCCACAUCCUGUCCAUCCAUGACACAGCUGCACCCGUUUUGGAGGACAUGACAUACCUUUGUAUAUCUGCUGCAGACCACUCCAAGCAAAACCUGAUGCAGUACUUCAGAGACAGCAUCAUGUUUAUCCAUGAGUCCAGGAUGAAAGGAGAAGGCUGCCUCGUCCACUGUGUGGCAGGAGUGUCCCGCAGCGUGACCUUGGUGGUAGCCUACAUCAUGACGGUUACGGGCCGCGGCUGGGUGGAGUCUCUGGCGGCGGUGAGGGCAGCCAGGCCGUGUGCGGGGCCCAACCUGGGCUUCCUGCGUCAGCUGGAGGAGUUUGAAAACACAGAGCUGACACAAUAUCGGGCCUGGUGGAAGGAGCGGUACGGGAAGAACUCAUUCAGUGAUGAGGAGGAGGUCGGAGCUCUUUUGACUCGCAAAUCCAACGGCAAUGCCUUGACAACCGGCGUCACACCGGCUCUGGCCACAAGCGGCACCUGAGCAAGUCAUUACUAACUUCUUACAUCAGCACAAGAAGAACAGUGGGAGUGGCUGCUGCUGCUCGGGCCACGAAACUCACAAAGACCGGCAGCUGCAUGAGAAAAGAGGAUUUCUGCCUUUCAUUAUCAAUCCUGACAAAAAAGUUAUUGAUCUCCCCCCCGGUUCAGAAUCCCCCCCGGCUGAGAACGGCUGGACUUGGGGGGAAUUUUAAAUGCCAGUCUAUCAGUCCCCUUUGACAUGAUAUGUUCUUGCCCCUAACUGUCAAAACAACAUGCAAGGGCAGUCAAGCAAGACCACAAGAAAAUAUGUACAUACUGUCCACAGUGUGAACACACAUUUAGUAGUGUGCACUCCCCCUGUCAGUUAUGUUAUGCUGUGUCUUGUACUUGAAAUAUGAGUAUUACUUUCUGUAGAAACAUACAGUAUUUUCCAGUAAAACUGUAUUGGAAGCGGUGUUUCUUUAUUUAUUGCGUUAUAUAUUAUUGAAAAGUUAAAAAAAUUGAAGUUUUAUGUUUUAUUUUUGUGUUGCUAAAGUGUGCAUGUUCCAAAGAGGACUACAAGAAACAAUGAUUCAUUCUUUUUCAUGUAAACAGAUGGUGGAUUAAAGAUUCACGCCUACGUUUCUGAUCCAGCAAGUUUGCAUUGUGCUUAAUAAAAUAAUAACUGACAUGAGAUAUAACUCAUCAAGUGAAUAUUUCUGUAUCUAUACAGAGAACUGGUUCCCAACCUGCGGGGUCGGGAUCCCUACAAGGGUCACAUGGUUAUUAAUAACGUAUAGAAAAGCAGAGAAAACAUCUCUGCUGUACACAAAACUAUAUUAAUUUCAUUAUAUUUUCCUCUGAUCUUCUUUUUUAGCUAGUUUAAAUCAUUUCAAGUCUUUUAAAAAAUUGAAACAAAACAAGAAAACAAUCUUAUCUUUGGUUGAUUGUCAGUAAAAGUUCUGCAUUCAAAAUUUUACUUAAAAGAAAAGCAAAAAAGUAUCAUUAGUGAAAUGUACAUAAAGUAUCAAAAGUAAAAAUACUCAUUAUGCAUUAAAAUGCUCCCUGAGAGAGUCUAUAAUUGGACUGUUAAUGCUGAUGCCUUAAUGUGUAAACUGUAUCUACUUUAUAUACUGUUAGGUAGUUUAAUCUGUAACAAUCCAUCAUAUUUGAUAAUCUGAUUAUAUAAACAUUGUAAUCAGUUAAUGAACGAA
This is a messenger RNA of Thunnus maccoyii (southern bluefin tuna), 2867 nucleotides long. RefSeq names its product dual specificity phosphatase 22b (gene dusp22b). Gene Ontology annotation, cellular component: cytosol. The coding region runs from base 1040 to 1675 and encodes 211 amino acids. NCBI's taxonomy places the organism in Eukaryota, Metazoa, Chordata, Actinopteri, Scombriformes, Scombridae. The record is from RefSeq and is a predicted model, not a curated record. The transcript has 7 exons. Gene Ontology annotation, molecular function: protein tyrosine/serine/threonine phosphatase activity. Gene Ontology annotation, biological process: protein dephosphorylation; regulation of cell population proliferation; positive regulation of JNK cascade.